CCAUUCGAUGCGUGACUGCAGGGUUCAAUGAUUGAAAUGCGUGUGAGAUAGUAUAUCAAUAUGUGAAAGGAACCUCGCCGAGGAACAAGCGAUGUCUACUUCUCUUCCGGUGAUCGUCUGUUUUAUCAUUUCUUUUGGUGGUAUAGCGUCAUGUCUACGAAACUUUCGAACCGACUUUCUGGAGGAAUGGCCGACUCCUGGGACAGGGCCCCAUUUCGACAGCUCCAUGCAGUCGAACUUCACCGGUCUGGUGGGCAAAACGGUGCAGCUGGUGUGCAAAGUGAAGAACCUAGGAAAUCGAACAGUUUCCUGGGUGAGGCAUCGAGACAUACACCUGUUAACGGUCGGUCGUUACACCUACACCAGCGACCAACGUUUCGAAGCUUUGCACUACCCUCACACCGAAGAGUGGACCUUGAAGAUACGAUAUCCACAGCGCAAGGACUCUGGGAUUUAUGAGUGCCAAAUAUCAACGACACCCCCAAUCGGUCAUCCUGUUUAUCUAACGAUAGUUGAACCGAUCACCAUAAUAGUCGGAGCUCCCGAUCUGUUCGUGAACAAAGGGAGCACCAUUAAUCUGACUUGCAUCGUGAAAUACGCUCCAGAACCACCGCCCAUGAUGAUCUGGAGUCACGAUACAGAGGUAAUUAAUUUCGACUCGCCGAGAGGCGGUAUCAGUCUGGUGACCGAAAAGGGGCCGGAAACCACGAGUCGUUUAAUGAUCCAGAAAGCGGUGCCCAGCGAUUCCGGGAUCUACACCUGCGCUCCGAGCAACGCGAAUCCGAGCAGCAUCAAGGUGCACGUCGUUAACGAGGAACAUCCGGCUGCGAUGCAUCACGGGGACGGAAGUUCGUCGUACGCCAAGACACGGCCGAUGUGUUUUAUAAUUUUAAUAGUAGCUAACGUAAUAUUUAUAUAACGGGAAGAACGGCAGAAGAGACGAAAGAAGGAAAGAUAAAUACAUACCCGAUACGAUAAUACAGCGCGAUUUCAUUCGAUCGCCAUCGCCUAUGGUCGUUAAACGUUCUUUGGGUAUAUAUUUGCGCAGGGUAAAACCGGAUAUUACCAACAUUUACAUUAAAUUUCCGUGACCAAAGAGUUUUUCGAAUAUCAGCACGGCACAAUAAUCGGUAAGAGCGUAGUAUUUUGUUAAGAUAUAUCAUCAAGAAACGAGUAAACUUACGACGUCAAAAUUUAUUGUAUUAUUUGUAAAUAAAUUUAUUGUAUGUACAUAUCAAUAAAACGAUUGUCUUUACCUG
Molecule: messenger RNA, 1259 nt
Organism: Osmia lignaria (orchard mason bee)
Lineage: Eukaryota; Metazoa; Arthropoda; Insecta; Hymenoptera; Megachilidae
Product: zwei Ig domain protein zig-8
Biological process (GO): synapse organization
Cellular component (GO): neuron projection membrane
Source: RefSeq, a predicted model, not a curated record